This is a messenger RNA of Suillus subaureus, 369 nucleotides long. RefSeq lists its product as uncharacterized. NCBI's taxonomy places the organism in Eukaryota, Fungi, Basidiomycota, Agaricomycetes, Boletales, Suillaceae. The annotation marks the transcript as partial. The record is from RefSeq and is a predicted model, not a curated record. The transcript has a single exon.
AUAAUCUGGUCUCUUGCCAAAGACACAUGGCCAGAGAAAUUUGGAGCUUGGCCUAGAAUAAGUAUAGGCACAAUCCUGGGCUGUGGGAGUGUAAAUAUAAACCCACACAGGCAAAACAAUGAACCUGAAAACCACAGAAACCAAAAACCACACAAAGGUGCCUCCAGACUCUUAAAAAUCUUAAUAGCAGAAUCAGCAUAUCUCAUCUGGACCACAAGAUGUGACAGAACAAUAAAUGGCACAACACUUACCAAACAAAUAAUCAAAAAGAGAUGGUCAUCAAUAAUAAAUAAACAUUUGCAACUAGACAAACUUACAGCGAGGAAAAUAAAUUGCACACUAGUGUUGCUGCAAAGCGAACUGAAGUGA